Messenger RNA from Syzygium oleosum, 1281 nucleotides. RefSeq lists its product as uncharacterized. The record is from RefSeq and is a predicted model, not a curated record. The transcript has 4 exons. NCBI's taxonomy places the organism in Eukaryota, Viridiplantae, Streptophyta, Magnoliopsida, Myrtales, Myrtaceae. Bases 1 to 1281 code for a protein of 426 amino acids. Gene Ontology annotation, molecular function: zinc ion binding; nucleic acid binding.
AUGCGAUUCAGAGGUAAAGCCAUCGCUUGGUGGAGGCGUGAGAAGCAAACUCGCCAAUCCGUUGGCAAAGCGCCAAUUACCUCGUGGAGGAAGAUGGAAGACAAGAUCCGAAAGUAUUUCCUACCUAAGGGAUACAAGAGAGAGCUCUAUCAACGAUACCAAAAUCUGAGACAAGGUACGCGAACGGUGGACCAAUACACCAACGAAUUCAAUGAGUUGGUGAUUCGCAACAACAUUCAAGAUCCGGAGGAGAUGCUUGUGAGCAAGUACUUGAAUGGCCUUCAACUUCAUAUUCAAGAUGCCCUGGAAGUCCUUGACAUUUGGCACUUAGGAGAUGCACACCAACGAGCACUCAAGGUGGAGCGUUCUCGCUCAAGGAGGCAACAAUCCUCUAUCAUGACCAAUCAACCCGCUAGGAGUACCCCUGGCACCACCAAAGUUGCUGAGGCUACGACGCAAACCGCUAGUAAGUUUCCUAAUCAGUCCAACAUUUUGAAGCGACCAACUACGUCCGAUAUUCGUUUCUAUACUUGUGGUGAGUUGGGUCAUCGUGCUAGCAAUUGCCAAAAGAACAAGAAUCGACAAGCCGGCAAAGCCUUCUUAGUGGAUAACGAUUCUGAUGAGCAUGUGGAAGAUCCGCUCGAGGAAGAGGUGAAUGAUGUCGAAGAGUCCGCAGCAAACAAACUAAAGUUGGAGUUAAAGGCGCACCCAACACCUUAUAAGAUGUCAUGGCUAUCGAAAGGCACUGAGAUAACCGUUUCCAAAUGCUGCCUUGUUAAUCUAUCCAUUGGUUCUGUUUAUUUUGACAAGAUAUGGUGCGAUGUUCUACCAAUGGAUGCUAGUCAUGUUAUUCUUGGGCGACCAUGGCAAUUCGAUAGGCGGACUACUCAUGAUGGCUAUCGAAAUACGUAUUCUUUUGAAUUUGGAGGGAAGAAGAUUAUAUUAGCACCUAGUAAGGAGCCUUUGAAAACUCCUGUUGUCAAAAAGUCUUCAUCUCCUACACUGCUUUCGAUGAAGGAUAUGAAAGGUGCUUUAAAAGGGGUUCGUAUUGUAUAUGUUUUACUUCACAAACAGCAUCUUCAAGAAGUACUACACGUGUUGAGACAGGAGCGCUUGUAUGCAGCCCUCGAGAAGUGCUAUUUCAUGGUACCGCAAAUCCUUUUCUUGGGAUUUCAUAUUUCAGCAAAGGGCAUUUCAGUGGAUGAUGCCAAGAUCAAGGUGAUUCGAGAUUGGCCGACUCCAUCAAAUGUGCAUGAGGUACCGGUAUUGGAGGAGUUCUGA